Pelodiscus sinensis (Chinese soft-shelled turtle) is the source of this 3725-nucleotide messenger RNA. It is a transcript of the gene NRG3, whose product is annotated as neuregulin 3. Gene Ontology annotation, molecular function: chemorepellent activity. The record is from RefSeq and is a predicted model, not a curated record. Gene Ontology annotation, biological process: intracellular signal transduction; animal organ development; nervous system development. NCBI's taxonomy places the organism in Eukaryota, Metazoa, Chordata, Testudines, Trionychidae.
AUCUUGUGCGCAUUAAGAAACCACCAUUAGACUGUGGUGGGAGGCGCUUUACUUUCGGAGCGCCAGCCUGCCUCGUUCGCACGCACAGGCGAAGUGGAGCAGCCGGCCGGAUCGGUCUAGCCGGAGCGCUCGCGGGGGGUGUGCUCGCUGCAGGCUCUUCGCUGGCAUUGGAUCUGCCCGUAACGCCGAUUGCCCCAGCCUGGCCGGAGUGGGACUGCCGCUCGGACCUGGGCGCCGCGGAGCCGCGGCGUGGAGGAGAAGGAGCGAGGCCGCUGUGUCUCCUUCCCCUCCGCUCUGCCUUCGGAUUGGUCUCUCUCCUAAAGUGCUGUCCAAGGGUUGGCUGCAGGGCUGCUGAAUAACAGGUGCGUUUGGCUGCUCCGUCGCCUCGCCAAGCGGCAGCCGAGGAACGCGGGUGCCUCUGCGCCGGGGCUAAGGCGGAGCAGAGCGGGGGGGGGCCGGCUGGGAGCCCGACCCAGGCGGAGCCGAGCGGGGCCGCCCGUGCGCAGGAAUGUGGCUCAUCCCCGGGCGCUUGGCGUGACCCGCUCCGCGAGCGGAUCCCGGCGACUCCUGCGGAGCGGAGCGGGCGCCGGGCGAGAAGGAUGCUCAGAGCGCGGCGGCUCGGGGCUGGGGCCAGCCCGGGGAUGUAGCGGAUUCCGCAGCUGCUCGCGGAGAUUGCCUGAGGAGCCGGGGGGGUUCCUGGGGCUGGAGACAUGUCCCCUGACUGACUGGGGCUGGGAGAGCUUUGCCCCUCCCCUCCCCCUUCCCGGCUCUGCCUCUUCCCGGCCCGCCUGCCCGCAUGCUGCGCGCCCCGGCAGCAGCGUCUCCCUGAUGCCUGGUCUUCCCCCCCGAGGGGGGGAAAGGCGCCUAGGAUGAGCGAAGGGGCUGCCUGCGCCUCCCCACCUGGUGCUGCUGCGGCAGAGGAGUGGGCUGCGGCGGCGGGGGGCCCGGACGGGGAUGGGGCCCCCGGACCCCCGCGGGAGCUGCGCUGUAGCGACUGCAUCGUCUGGACCCGGCAGCAGACGUGGCUGUGCGUGGUGCCGCUCUUCAUCGGCUUCAUCGGCCUGGGGCUCAGCCUCAUGCUGCUCAAGUGGAUCGUGGUGGGCUCCGUCAAGGAGUACGUCCCCACCGAGGUGAUCGAUUCCAAGGGGAUGGGCCAGGGCCCCUUCUUCCUCUCCAAGCCCACCACCCCGCCCAAGAGCCUGGAGACCACCACCGCCACCACGUCCCGGACGCCCAACCGGAUAAGCACCCGCUUCACCACCAUGACGCGGGCCCCCACCCGCUUCCCGGGCACCCGGGUCCCCAUCCGGGCGAGCCCCCGAUCCACCACUGUGCGCCAUACAGCUGCCCCCGCGACCAGCCUCUCCACCACCGUCCCCUUCAGCACCACCAUCCUGACCUCCCGCCCGCUGCCCGGGACCCCCAGCACCCAGCCAAUGCCCAUCUGGCCCACUGCGGCAUACGCUACCUCCUCCUACAAGAUCUAUGUCCACGACUCUGCUCCAUCCUGGACCUUAUCUCCCUUCCAGGAGUCCACCACCACCACGCCAGAAACUAGCACAAGUCCCAAAUUCCAUACCACAACAUAUUCCACUGAGCGAUCUGAGCACUUUAAGCCAUGCAAAGACAAGGAUCUUGCAUACUGUCUCAAUGACGGGGAAUGCUUUGUGAUUGAAACGUUAACAGGAUCUCACAAACACUGUCGGUGCAAAGAGGGCUACCAAGGAGUCCGCUGUGAUCAAUUUUUGCCGAAAACCGACUCAAUCUUGUCAGAUCCAACAGACCACUUAGGAAUUGAAUUCAUGGAGAGUGAAGAGGUGUACCAACGCCAGGUGCUGUCUAUUUCCUGUAUCGUCUUUGGCAUAGUCAUAGUGGGCAUGCUGUGUGCUGCGUUCUACUUCAAAACAAAGAAACAAACUAAACAAAUUCAGGAACAGCUGAAAGAGACAGAGAAUGGGAAAACCUACAGCCUAAAUGCUUCCAGCAUGAUGGCAAAAUCAGAAACCGUGGCACAAAGCCGAGUCCAGCUGCAAAAUUAUUCAAAGACAGACAGGCAUCCUGGACCUGUGAUGGGAAAAGUUAUGGAGUCUAGUUUUUCAGGCACUCAAUCUUUCCCUGAAGCCUUGUCUCCUGACAGAGGAAGACAGCCUAUCAAGCAACAUAGAAGUCUCUCUUCAUGCUGCAGCCCAGGACAAAGAAGUGGAAUGCUACACAAGAAUGCCUUUCGGCGGACUCCACCCUUACCUCGGGGUAGGUUCAGUGGAAUUACAGGACCAGCAUAUCAACAGCUAGAAGAGUCAAGGAUCAUAGAUCAGGACACAAUACCUUGUCAAGGGUAUUCAUCCACUGGUUUAAAACCGCCUCAGAAUACUUCAAUAAAUAUGCAACUGCCUUCACAAGAGACAACUCCUUAUUUUAAUAAUGUGGAUCAGAAGGACUUGGUUGGAUAUUCUUCAUCAAGGGCCAGUUCAGUUCCCAUCAUCCCCUCAGUGGGCUUGGAUGAAGCCUGCAUGCAAAUGCAAAAUGUUUCUGAAGUAACAGGCGUCAAAUGGUGCAAAAACUCCUAUUCAGCUGAACUUGUCAAUGUCAGUGGCCCAGGCAACAAUCGUCUUAUAGCAGAGCAACAGGAAGUGAAAAUUUUGCUAGAAACUGUCCAGGAGCAGAUUCGAAUUCUGACUGAUGUAAGGAGGUCAGAGGACUAUGAACUGGCAAGCACAGAAUCAGAGAACAGUGCAAGUGAAAACACAGCUUUUCUGCCCAUGAAUCCCAUGGCGAAAUCAGAACGAGAGGCAAAGUUUGUCUUAAGAAGCGAAACACACAGAGACUCAGCAUUGACCAAGUGACUGAGGAGAGUGGGGGGGUGGGGAAAUAAAGGAUGGGUGCAUUCAAUGCUUUGCUAAACAUGAAGGAAGGAAAUUAAAUACAAAUUAUUUAUAUGCAUUAAUUUAAAAGCAUCUACUUAGAAGAAACCAAAUAGUCGAUCACCCUCAUAUCAUAGUGUUUUUUAAUAAAAUAUUUUUUUAAAAGAAAGAAAAGAUACAGGAGGGAUAAAGCAUACAUCUAAAGAUUUUUUGUUUUGAGGUUUUCUUUUUGGGAGGGAGGGGGAGUUGGGUGUUUUCCCCCUGAGUUACCCAUUCAGUUGCAGAAUACAGUAUGUUUUUAAAAUGUCCCAUUUGGCUGUUAGAAGGUUUGGGCUAUGCAUAUUUUUCAAAAAGGCCAAAUUCAUUCUUAGACUCUUUGGUUUCAAAGUAGAGCUGCAUUGAUCUGUCCACCAGCAAUUCAUUCGCUGGUGAGUAAGUUCUUCUUGAGUAGCCUCAAAUAAUACAGGCCCAUAAUUUCCCUCCUGAUUGCCUGUAGUUUAGUCCCUGAGUCAUAAUUUUAAAACUAAUCAACACACACACACACACACAAAGCCUCAUUCUUUCCAAGUCUAAAUGCUGAAGUAUGGUUCUAAGCCACCUAAAAUCUGAAGCAACAGUAAAUCCCUGAUUCAGCCCAAUGCUUAAGCAUGUGACUUCCUUUAAGUACAUGAGUAGUCUCAGAGAAGUAAAUGGGACAAUCCCUGACCAUUGAGUUAUCACGCACAUCCUUGGCUUGUUAGAUCAGGGCUUAAGAGCAAGAGUUGCAAUGUUCAAAUAUUGCACUGUGCAGCUGCAUCUCAUUAUGAACUAUGCUCAUGAAAUUUGGAUUUUCAAUGGCUACGUCUAGACUGGCAUGAUUUUCCG